AUGGAACAGCCUAGGACCCAUACGAGUGCUGCCACUGCUGCCUCGACAUCUCCUACUGCUGCAAAGGCUACCACUGUUAAUUCAGAUUCGCCUCCGGGUUCGUCAUCAUCUUCGUCAAGCGGAACCGGCGCCACCCAGACGGUUACGACAUCAAGCAGUUCGAGGAAAUCUGUUCCCUUGCCGUCUUCCGCAAGCAUGACCAAGUUUCACGCUGAAGAUGAAGAUAUAGGCUUGGAGGGCAAGGGUACCAACAGCGUCUCCGAAAUGAGGAGGCCUUCUCGUGCUACGCGUUUGCGACAUCAUGAGGAGGAGGAGGAGGAGGAGGAGGAGGAGACGAUGAUGGAUAUUAAUGAUAAUGAUGAGAACAAUGCGAAUAUCGCAAUGGAGGGGAUGCUACGCAAGGAUUACAUAGAGGCGCCGUCUGCGAUAAGCGUUGCGGGGGGGACAGUUACGCCCCAUGAUAGUCAGUACAUGAAUGCAGAUAAUGAUAACGAUAAUGAACCAACUCUUUUCAAGCAAUUCGACGCCAAGACGGGACAGUUUCUACGAGGAGAAGGGGGGAGUAGAGUGCUUCGAUCACUCAAGUCAACAGAACAGGCGUUCACUAACGCUUUGCGGCAACAGCCAUUUCGUAUCAAUCCAAGUCAAACCUUCGACGCGGCGUCGCUGAAAAUCCUGGUAAAGGGCAAGUUCAGAUCGCACUCAGUUCCAACAAUUUCGCACUCCUCAUUAAAAAGACUCGCCAACUGCAAUAACCAUGCACACUACCAUUACCACCAUCAGCAUCCGUCUAUGGCCAAUGAGGCAGGAGUGAAAAAGAAGAAAAUUAGCAAAAACGCCAAUGUAUUUCACAGUGGCGCUGUUGGACAGGCCAACUUGCUAACGAACAAGACGGGAGCCAACGACACCAGGAAGGAGAACGUAGUAAUUAGUGCUGCGGAACCUGAGAGAACACCCCUAUUUGCAUCACUCGCGCCGGAAGUACGUGAUGAGGCCUCUGCUGCUACAGCCACCACCAGAAGCAACCCGUCAUUGCGUAAAGCCAUAUUGUUGUGUCAUCAAGCGCCGUCAUCAAUGCCAAAAUACCAGGACUUGACGUUAGAUGAAAGGGCGGAAUAUAUAAAGACUGCGACGAGUCCUGCACCGCUACCGCCCAUUAACCUACAGUGCCUGAAAGAGAUAGACCUACAGGAGAUCGUCAAGAAUCCACAGCUGAGACAUGAUAUUGUUUUUGAUCCCCUUCUACAAUUUAGACCUAAUUUAGAUGGGGAGAGGGGAAUAAAGAAAAGACAAUUAGCGGACAAGUACUGGAAUGACGUGGAAAACGAAAUUUACGUUUACUCUCAAAAACCAAAGCUAUUCAAUUAUAAUACAACCCGGUUGGUGCCAUUGUUCAAUACCCUCAGAGAAGUUUUAUUGACAGUUGUCCCCCAGCGGGAAGCUCAUAUGAUUAACAAUGUCUUGGACACUGAAUUGAACGUUCAGGAGCUCCUGAAAGGAUCUCUGAUUAUGACAAGCCUAUCAGAAUGGCUGGCGCAAUUGUUCAAACACCACUGUGCUCCAAUGAGAGAUUCGUGGGUGGAUAAGAUGAGUGCUAAGUUCAGAGAAGCUGAAAACGAGUCAGCACUCCCCAAAUUGAUUGAUGGGCUCAGGUUGGUGUUCCAAAUCCUGGAAGCGAUGAAGCUCGAUAUCGCCAAUCACCAAAUAAGGAUACUAAGAACCGCAUUGCUGAGUAACUCUGUUGAGUUUGAAAAACAAUACUUUCAAUCCCUGAUGACGUCGAAUAAGAUCAAUCUGAAGUCUUCAUUGGCUUGGUUCAACAAGAAGUUCGAUGAAAGCGACAGUCAUGACUUAUUUCCGAAGGGUAAGCUGUCGCCUCAGGAUAUCUACAAACUGUGCGUCAGGAGCAUAAUAAGCCUGUUGUCAUGCCGCAAGAUGGUUCGCGAAUACCCUACAUCUUUGUCAUUCGAUCACGCAAGACUAAUAUUACUGAGGGCCGAUAUACGACAAAUCGUUUGUCUUCUGAUAUGUCGCCUAUUGUUCAAGCAGUUGGUUACAAACGACACUAGUAUCGAUAAAGAGACGAGAAAUUAUAUCACUAGCUCAUACACAACUAAACGGUUGAAGAAAGAGAUUGUCAGCAUCAUAACCGAUGAUCAUGGCAAUUGCAGGUGGACAAAAAACACUAUGUCAAUUGCUAUCCAUCUCUGCAAAGUGAUCAGCGACUUGAAGGGCGAAUACCUCAAGUCGAGAGAUCUUCAGGACGAAAGCGUUGCCGGUCUGACAACAACGCCCACAUUGGAUACAGCCAAAAUAGAUUUCGCCAAGUCAUGGCUGUCUCGCCAAACUCAACCAUUAAGCGAAGUGUAUGGUGUUUUAGAGAAUCGAGUCUUCAAGUCGCUGGAAGAGAGCAUUAUCAAGAGGUCCGGUUGCACAGUAGAUGGGAGGGUCAAACAAGAUUUUAUCUAUCUCUGCAGUAACGUCAGUGGCGAAGGUGCCGCGGAUUCAGUAAACUGCAUAACAGGGACUUCAACAGCAGGUGCUGAUGUCAUGACCCCACCUGGGGAAGGGAUAAAAAGCCUGGUAGGUCUGCAAGCGAAAAGCAUGAAAAACGCUCAAGGCCCUCCACCCGCAAUUAUAAGAUCGCAAACGCCCAAUUCCUCGUUGAUGUCCUCCGAUGAUGAUAACAGAGUGUUCCACGGAGUCGAGAUGGACGAGUUUGACAACGUGUAUCGCCAUCUGUACACAGUGAUCAAUUUUCACUGGUCUGUGUUCGGAUGUCAUUAUCUCGAAUGUGUCAGUGAUAAGAUGGUGAACAGGGCUUCUCUGGUUUAG
Messenger RNA from Torulaspora globosa, 2835 nucleotides. It is a transcript of the gene SOK1, whose product is annotated as Sok1p. The coding region runs from base 1 to 2835 and encodes 944 amino acids. Lineage: Eukaryota; Fungi; Ascomycota; Saccharomycetes; Saccharomycetales; Saccharomycetaceae. The transcript has a single exon. The record is from RefSeq and is a predicted model, not a curated record.